AUGAAAGAUGCGGUAGUUCCCUUAUCAGAAAAUUUGGACCUAAUCGCAAAUAAAAAGUUCGAUUUUAACGAAAAACGUACGCAAGAACUUCAAAGAUAUUAUGACAAGCUUUUAAAUGAAAAAGAACAGUGGAAAAAAGAAGUUAACAACCGAAGAAACAAAUAUCACGAUUUAAGGCAGCAAUAUCAAAUAGCAGCCAAAGCUCCUAGCAGAUCUAGGAUAUCCUAUUCAUCCUUAUUAAAUGAGGAUAUAGAAUUCUUAAAAGGAAAAGUUGGUAUAACAAAACUGGUUGAAAGCCAGAUGAAAUUACAUAAGUCAAUUAAAGAGACACACGCAUUGUUUAAGAGGGCAAUGGAACUAGAUGAUGUUAUACUGAGCUACAGCGAAGACAAAGUUAGGAAAAUAACAGAACACAUACUUGAUAGUAGUUCAGUGGAGACA
This is a messenger RNA of Iphiclides podalirius (scarce swallowtail), 441 nucleotides long. The record is from the annotation of a GenBank genome assembly. Lineage: Eukaryota; Metazoa; Arthropoda; Insecta; Lepidoptera; Papilionidae.